Dentiscutata erythropus is the source of this 381-nucleotide messenger RNA. The record is from the annotation of a GenBank genome assembly. Lineage: Eukaryota; Fungi; Glomeromycota; Glomeromycetes; Diversisporales; Gigasporaceae.
CUAACAAACAACUAGCAUCAGCAUUUAGACAAUACCAAGAAAUUAUAUGGAAUCAUUAUUUCAAUUACCCAUCACAAAAGGAAGUCACCACAAAUCUAGUAAUAUCUUCUGUCAAACAAACACAAUAUAGUGUGCCUAUUUGUACUAUAGGAUUAACUAAUACAAAUACACAACUAGCAAUCCAAAACAAAUACUGGCCAAGCAUAGAAAACAUUGCAUAUAUGGUACUCUUCACACUUAUUACAAUUGCACUAGCAAAUACCCACCUAAAAAUUUCAACUAACUUAUUAACAUUAAACAAGUUAAACAACAAAUUAACUGACACAGCACCUACAACUUAUGAGCAACUUAUUCGUCAACUUUUAGGCAAACUCUUACUUA